This is a messenger RNA of Mycosarcoma maydis (corn smut), 507 nucleotides long. RefSeq names its product putative ATP synthase delta chain precursor. Bases 1 to 507 code for a protein of 168 amino acids. Gene Ontology annotation, biological process: proton motive force-driven ATP synthesis. NCBI's taxonomy places the organism in Eukaryota, Fungi, Basidiomycota, Ustilaginomycetes, Ustilaginales. The transcript is spliced from 2 exons. Gene Ontology annotation, molecular function: proton-transporting ATP synthase activity, rotational mechanism. The record is from RefSeq and is a predicted model, not a curated record.
AUGAUUGCUCGUGCCGCUAUCCGAACCGCGCUUCGCGCCAACAAGGCUCCCUCGGCCCUUUCGCAGCUUGGCGCCCGACGUGGCUACGCUGAGGCUGUUAGCGACAAGCUGAAGCUCAGCUUUAUCCUUCCUCAUGAGGCCAUCUACAACUCGACCGAGGUGACGCAAGUCAACAUUGCCUCCUCGACCGGAGACAUGGGUAUCCUCGCAUCGCACGUUCCCGCUGUGGAAGAGCUCCGACCAGGUGUGUUGGAGGUGGUCGAAUCGUCCGGUUCCAAGAAAUGGUUCGUCUCCGGUGGCUUCGCUACGGUUCACCCCAACAACAAGCUCGUCGUUAACGCAAUCGAAGCUUACCCCCUCGAUCAGUUCUCGGCUGAAGCUGUCCGCUCGGCACUUAGCGAAGCGCAGCGUGUCGCAAGCAGCGGCUCCAGCGCAGAGGCCAAGGCUGAGGCGGAAAUCGAAAUCGAGGUCUACACCGCGCUUCAGGCUGCUCUUGGCCGAUCCUAA